Molecule: messenger RNA, 1418 nt
Organism: Lucilia cuprina (Australian sheep blowfly)
Lineage: Eukaryota; Metazoa; Arthropoda; Insecta; Diptera; Calliphoridae
Gene: Wdr92
Product: dynein axonemal assembly factor 10
Exons: 2
Coding region: 128-1252 (374 amino acids)
Molecular function (GO): ubiquitin binding
Source: RefSeq, a predicted model, not a curated record
UGCACCUGCUAGGAAAUAUCUUAGCAACCGGUAAAUAAAUAUCAAAUUGAAACAAAAUUCCAGAAAAAUCGUAACAAAUAAGUUUUAAAACCCAAAACACAUAAAUAUUUAACUCUAAUUCAUCAAUAUGGACAAACCCCAAAUGAUAGAACAUCUUCAUCAAGCGGUAAAUUACACCGUUUAUGAUACCAAAUGGAUACCUUGUUCGGCAAAACUGGUAGUUUUGGGUUCCAAACCCAAUAGUCAGGGUAUAUUGGAGAUUUACGAGUUAAAUGAAAAUAAAAUGGAUAGAGUAAAGUCCAUAGAGAAAAAAUCUGCCUUUAAAUGUGGUUCCUUUGGAGCAUCGUCCCUAAGAAACCGACAUAUGGCCAUAGGUGAUUUUCAAGGCAGAUUGCAAGUUCUAGAUUUAGAGCGUCCCGAGAUUCCGGUAUAUAAUGUAGAAGCUCAUUCCUCUAUUAUUAACUGCAUAGAUGCUUUGGGUGGCAAACAAAUGGACUGUGGUGCUCCGGAGAUAGUGACGGGUAGUCGUGAUGGUUCGGUUAAAGUGUGGGAUAUUAGACAGGGUCAAGCUCCUGUAGUGGAUAUGACCCCGGAAACAUCUACAGGAGAUUCAAAUUCAUUAAAUCCUAAACGUGACUGCUGGGCUGUGGCCAUUGGCGAUAGCUAUAACAAUGAAGAAAGAUGUGUGGCCGCAGGCUAUGACAAUGGUGACCUGAAACUAUUCGACUUACGUCAGCUGUCCGUAAGAUGGGAGACAUCUUUGAAAAAUGGCAUCUGUGGCAUAGAGUUUGAUCGUAAAGAUAUACCCAUGAAUAAAAUGGUAGUGACGACAUUAGAAGGUGGUCUUCUUGUUUACGACAUGAGAACUCAACAUCCUUCUAAAGGCUUUACGUGCUUAGAAGAACGUAAUGCUGGUAGAUCGGUGGGUUCAAACGGUGUUAUCACUGGACCCAAGGCCACCGUGUGGUGUGCCAAACAUUUACCACAAAAUCGUGAUAUAUUUGUGACCUGUGGCGGUACGGGUUCUUUGCGUUUAUGGAAUUAUGAAUAUCCUGAGAAGAGGAACAAAGAGGGUACAGAUGGUUAUAGUGAGGGCAUUGCAGGUUCUCUGCAUAUGCUACAUGCUUCUACUCUAUCUACACAACCGGUACACUGUUUUGAUUGGCAUCCUGAUAAAAUGGGCUUAGCGGUAUGCGGUGCAUUUGAUCAAAGUGUUAGAGUGUUAGUGACCACAAAACUUAAUUUAUAUUAAUAUUAGUUAAUAAAUUAACUAAACUAGUUUGUAUAUUGUUUAUUGAGUAUAAAAAUGGAUUGAUGGUUAAAUAAAGGAAAGGUACGAUCAUAAGCCGCAUUUAGAUGAGAAAACAAACAUAUUUGAAUUUGUAUUUCGGAAGCUACCCGAUGUAGGAAACGUCUUU